AUGUACAGCACCGUCGAGCGGGCCGUGCCGCGGACGGCUGCAGGCGACCGCGACGUGAAGAAUUGCGAUCGAGAUGGACUCAAGGACGCCAUCUCCCACGCGCAGCGGGACGUCAAAGCGUUGUACGAUGCGGCGUGGGCCGCCUGCGCUGAGGCGGCGGAUGACCUGCUCCGGGAGACCGCGGCGCUCCAGGCGGAAUUCCCGGGCGAGAAGCCGCCGCGGUGCGCGCUCCCGCGGGAAGCGACCGUCGAGGCGCUCGUCGCGAUGGCCAGCGAGCGCGCCGAGGCGAUGCACGCGGCGCUCGAGCAGCCUGUCAAGGAGUCCGGCGGCGCCUACUUCCAGGGCCCGCGCAAGGGGACGCCGCGCAUCACGGAGAAGGCCGAGGCGGACUACGACGGCGACGUCGCGCGAGUCGUCGACGUCGAGCGCGCGACGGGCGUCUACGGCACCGCGAACGACUUCAACGCGGCGAUCUCGAAGCUGCGCGCGGCGGCGCGCGGCGAGGAGCUGAGAAUUCUACGGUGCAAGGACAAUCUGCGGGGCGGGACGUCGGGCUACCGCGACGUCAAGCUCAACGUGGACGUGGACGGCUUCGUCGGCGAGCUGCAGCUCACGUUCCAGAGCAUCAAGGAGAUCAAGGACUCGGGCGCGCAUCAG
Molecule: messenger RNA, 657 nt
Organism: Aureococcus anophagefferens
Lineage: Eukaryota; Pelagophyceae; Pelagomonadales; Pelagomonadaceae
Exons: 1
Source: RefSeq, a predicted model, not a curated record